AUGCCGCAGGUGACGCAAGCGGUUGCAGCAGACAUCACUGUAUGCACAACCAGUGGUCGGAUUUCUGGAGCCGUUGAACCGACAUGGGGCAUACCGAUCGCCCGCUUCCUCGGCAUUCCGUACGCCAAACCUCCGUUAGGUCCACUUCGGUAUCGACCGCCUGAACCAGCUACACCGUGGCAAGGAGUUCUAGAAACUAAAGAGUUUCGUGCUGCAUGCGCUCAAGCCAACGGAUCCUUUCCGCCAGGCGCUCCCUGGCUUGUAGACAAGAGAAUCGUGAGUGAAGAUUGCUUGUUUCUGAACAUCUGGGCCCCACGGACGCGCACCAAGAGGAAAUCAAUUGUGAUAUGGAUCCACGGCGGUGGCUUCCGUACUGGUACGCCAUCGACGGAGCUGUACGACGGAAAGUUGUUGGCAGCUGUCGGAGACAUUAUAGUAGUAAGCGUGGCGUAUCGUCUUGGCAGUUUGGGUUUUCUCCACACUGGGGAGGACAGUUCACCCGGAAAUUAUGGCCUGUUAGACCAGGAGCUAGCUAUUCACUGGAUACGGUACAAUGCAGAAGUAUUUGGAGGUGACAGGUCUUCAAUAACCUUAUACGGCGAAAGCGCAGGCUCUGCCGCCGUAGGUCUUCAUCUUCUGGCGACACGAAAUGCAGGGAUUGUACGUCGUGCCAUUAUGGCAAGCUGGAGUCCUUACGGGCUAAUACCACCACAGGACGAAAUUGGACGCCAGUUGGCCACAACGCUGGCGAAAGCCGUCGGAUGCGAGGUGGACGGGGACGAUUGGAUCAAGGUCGUGUCAUGCUUACGGUCAGCUUCAAUUGAAGCCAUUUUACGAGCAGAAGACACACAAUACCCUCAAGAUUCCGUUACUUUCACGCCGUCGUACGGCCACAGCUACCUACCACUUUCAUUUCAGGAAACACUUCAGGACCCCAAUCUUGUACCUAUUGAUGCCUUAUUGAUCGGCUUAACUGCACAUGAAGGGAGCAUAUUCCUGUACGCCAAAGACCCGGAACGUUUCAACAUGAACAAUGAACCUGAAGGAUUGACCUACUCUGAGGCACUCGCGUUGCUUGCCUGCCCCUUCUAUCCUCGCUUGCCAAAAGCUUUGCAAAAUGCCACCACCGGCAUUUUUAAGGCUAACGUCCAGCACGGAGAAGGAAUCCUUCAGUCGCUGAUGAACGCUGUUGGUGACCUCAUGGUUACGUGUCCAACAGAGUUUUUUGCGGAAGCAUACGCAAAACUAAGCUGCCCAGUCUACUUCUAUGUGUUCGACCACCGGUCAGUGAAAAGUCGCUUGCCUCCGUGGAUGGGCACAGCGCACUUCACCGAGCUCGAAUACACCUUCGGUAUGCCGUUUCGGUUUCCAGAGCGCUACACAGAGCUGGAUCGGGAGCAGAGUAUGCUAAUGAUGAAGCUUUUCACGCACUUCAUCAACACAGGAAGGCCGAUCUUACCAGAUGGCUCCGAAUGGCCCACUUACACCAAGGAAGACCCUUAUCAUAAGUCCUCAGCCGGCAUUACAGAGGUAUCUCAGGACAUUCAGCCGAGACUCAGCUCUACCUCUCAGACUGCGAACCUCCGCUCUCCAGGACAGACAGCGGUCAAGAACCACACUAAGAAACUUAUGGUGUGUAACACGCCGCACGACAUGCCCACUUAUAUGAAGCUGAAAGUUCUUCAAAUGACGGCGAGUGAACGGCAAAAAUACAAUCUUCUCAUGAGAGAGGUCCAUGCCUCUGUUUACCAGGAAAGCAGCAACAACAUCAAGGGCACACUGUAA
Ornithodoros turicata is the source of this 1785-nucleotide messenger RNA. Its product is annotated as acetylcholinesterase-like. Gene Ontology annotation, cellular component: plasma membrane. Lineage: Eukaryota; Metazoa; Arthropoda; Arachnida; Ixodida; Argasidae. Bases 1 to 1785 code for a protein of 594 amino acids. Gene Ontology annotation, molecular function: acetylcholinesterase activity. The transcript has 4 exons. The record is from RefSeq and is a predicted model, not a curated record. Gene Ontology annotation, biological process: choline metabolic process; acetylcholine catabolic process.